Cyprinodon variegatus (sheepshead minnow) is the source of this 1110-nucleotide messenger RNA. Its product is annotated as charged multivesicular body protein 6-like. Gene Ontology annotation, biological process: vesicle budding from membrane; late endosome to vacuole transport via multivesicular body sorting pathway. The coding region runs from base 186 to 809 and encodes 207 amino acids. The transcript has 9 exons. Gene Ontology annotation, cellular component: ESCRT III complex; multivesicular body. Lineage: Eukaryota; Metazoa; Chordata; Actinopteri; Cyprinodontiformes; Cyprinodontidae. The record is from RefSeq and is a predicted model, not a curated record.
UGCUUAUUGAACUCCGAUACCAACAUGUGACAUAAGAAAAUUAAAUUUUAAAAUGUUAGGUGAGUGGUAAUAAACAUUUCUAUACUUCAAAGUUGGAGAGAAAUCAUCACGGUGACGCAAAGGUCCUUCGUCGCUUGCCGUAGGAAACGAGACCUUUCGAACAUGGCGGAGGAUGUGUCCAAAUAAUGGGAAACGUUUUUGGGAGAAAGAGCCGAUCCUCUCGUGUAACGGAGCAAGACAAAGCCAUUUUGCAACUGAAGCAGCAGAGAGAUAAGCUUAAGCAGUAUCAGAAAAGAAUCACCUUACAGCUGGAGAAAGAAAAACUUCUGGCUAAGCAGCUGUUAAAAGAUGGCAAAAAAGAAAAAGCUCUGUUCCUCCUCAAGAAAAAACGCUAUCAGGAUCAGCUGCUAGAGAAGACAGAGAAUCAGAUUUCAAACCUAGAGCGUAUGGUUCAAGAUAUUGAAUUCAUGCAAAUUGAAAUGAAAGUCAUUGAAGGACUUAAGAUUGGCAAUGAAUGCCUGAAAAGUAUGCACGAGAUCAUGUCAAUAGAAGACGUGGAAAAAAUCCUGGAUGAGACCCAAGAAUCAAUUGAAUAUCAAAGGCAAAUAGAUGAAAUGUUGGCUGGAGCCCUGACACAGGAGGAUGAAGAUGCAGUUUUAGCUGAAUUAGAGUACAUCACUCAGGGAGAAGAGUUAGCACUUCCAGAGGUUCCCUCUGAGCCUGUUCCAGAAAUACCAGAAUCUGAUCAAAGUGAACCAGAGAGGCAAGAUGAAGGGAAGAAGCAACAAAAAGAAAUGCUGGCUGCCUAAAAGAGUUUCUGGUUCAUAUCCAGGGCUACUCUGAAAAUCUAAUAAAGCUCUUAUUAGUUAGUUAUUUGAGGAACCAACAUUUUGCACAGUUUACAGGAGCAUCAUUGUGAAGCUACAACAUGGAGUGAAAUAUUGUGUUUCAUUGUUACUGUGCUGGUAAAAGUAUAAAGGUAAAUUAAAGGGAUUUUAGAUGUUUUAGAAAAAAAUCAUUAAAAAAAUACAUUCAUAUAUUAAACUGCACUAAUAAAAACAGUUUGGUCUUUUUUUCUUUCAAAUUGUAGUACAGGUACUCAACCAGAAG